CCGUGGUAAGGGACGGACGUCUCUAUGUCGUUCGAAAUUCGAACACGCGAGUUUUAAAAAUCGAAAACGGUAGUUAAAGGUCUAAUAAAAUUAACUGUAAUGUGUUUAGUGUUUUAAGAAGUGUUUGAAGUGUGAUUUUUUUUUAUUAAGAAGUGUACACUUGAUGUUUUGACUUUGUUAUUUGUGCCAGAUCAUUUUAGAUGAAAAUAACCUUAGUAUAUUUUCGGUCGAGGACGUUAAACUAACACUAUUUCUUGGACGGUUUACAUAUUAUGUGAUAAAUUUUUAAUUCUAUUGCGAAUCUCUUUCAGAAUAACCGACAGACUCCAAUUCAAGGAAUUCGACAUUCAUGCCAAGAAAUAUAAGGAUAGUUCCAGACUAAACGUGCAUUGCGAUAACCAAAUGGCAUUUCAUUGUAAAAUCUAUAAGUAAAGUUUGACAAUCGAAGUGGUAUUAAAAAGUGGUGUUUGAUAUGUGCUAGCUGCGUGUCUUAAUGGUGUGGCCACUACGAAUGCCGGCGAAGGGGCCUAUAGGCCGGCAGGUCAAUGACAUCGCCGGCACUUCUUGUGCUAUCUCUCUUCCUCGUUUGCUCAGUCUUCGGAAUGAUAACGGUACAUACAGGUCAUGACAACAAUUCAAAACAAAAGAAUAUCGUAAAUAAUACAUUAAUUAAAGAAGUAAAUAUGAGAAAUCUAACAAUGGAGACUUUGAGGACCAAAACAUUAGAAAAUAGAUAUGUAAGCUUUGAUGAAAAUAUCGAAGAACUGAGAAAUAAUUUUACAUACAAAUACGACGAUAUAUACACUGCCGAUGAUGACCUUAUAUAUAGUAAAAUAAAUAUAAAUAAAUCAUUACAUAAUAUAAUUGAUAGACGAAGAAUUGUACGAAGAAAUGAAGGUAGUAGAAUUUUAAGAGAGAUAUUAAGACCAAGGAGACGAUUUAAGAGAGAAGAAGAUUCAGAAAGAUGUGAAACAUUCUAUUACCAAAAAGGUAGGACGCAAAUAAGUCAUCCGUAUUCAAAAAACGACACAAACAAAUUAUAUUACGGUGACAUAGAUUGCACAACGACAAUUGAAGGUCCUGAAGGAAGUGUGAUAAAAUUAACAUUUGUUGAUAUUUUUCACAUAGAAGACCAUCCAGAAUGUGCUUAUGAUUUCUUAGAAUCACAUUCAGAGAUGUGGCUCGCUGAGGAAGUCAAUGAGGAAUUAGUGUCAGAAUUCUACUUUCUGGGACGCCUUGCGGCAAUAGUUCAAUAG
Messenger RNA from Papilio xuthus (Asian swallowtail), 1256 nucleotides. RefSeq lists its product as uncharacterized. Lineage: Eukaryota; Metazoa; Arthropoda; Insecta; Lepidoptera; Papilionidae. The record is from RefSeq and is a predicted model, not a curated record. The coding region runs from base 546 to 1256 and encodes 236 amino acids. The transcript is spliced from 5 exons.